AUGGAUCCCGGCAGCCCUGGCACUGUCAUCGCUCUUUCUAUUAUAGUUGCUGAGGUGUUGGUCGCCAUGUUCUCCAUCAUAUUCAUCACAUCUAUAAUCUUACGGGAUUAUUGUAGAAAAAACAAGUUAGAGGAUAAGGAUAAGAUCCACCUGGCUCUGAAAGCGUCCAGCAUCUUUUUUAUGACAGUGUUGCCUUACAAUGAAUUCUCCAAAGUCCUGAAACCCGACCACUCCAUAUCGAGUCCCUUAUUUACCCUGAUGGUCGUGUACUGUAUGUGCUCGUCUCCGUGGCUCAUCACCCUCCAAUGCUUCUUCUAUUUCAUUAAGGUUGUGAACUUCCAAUGGGUCUUUAUUUGUUGGGCGAAGAUGAGGAUCAGCUCCAUUGUCUCCAGGCAGAUCGUGGUGGUGGAGGUGAUGUCCCUGUCUACCAGUCUCUUACAUUUAUUACCCAAUAGAAUGGCGCAUGUCUCAAACAGCUCAGAAAUCUCACCUACCUACAUGUCUCCAGAACCAAUGAUUGUAAAUAACUUUGGGUCAUAUCUUCUAUUGAUUAUCAUUUACGCCCUCCAUUUCUUGACAACAAUCGCCACCUUCAUAACUGCAGCCUUCCUGAGGUGCCACGUGAACAAGAUGAAGGACACCAACACGACUGGAGAAGUCCACCGUUUUGGGUACUGGAUCAACAUCAUAUUGGUCUUCUCAUUUAUCUCAACAAUAAAUGUUUUACAAAUUCUUGAGACUCCUCAUCUGAGGACAACCUGGAAGGAGAUGAUAAGUUAUUUCAUCCUCUGUAGAAAACCUGAUACCCAGUUCUCCAGGAUCUGUAAACCUUCUCACACUCUUCCCCUGAGCACUGGGCAGUUUUGUCCAAUGUUCUAUCCAAGAUUCCAAGAUGUUGUUCUCAUUAGAUUCUUGGCCCAAUGCCGGGCUCUCUUCUCACUACUGCUCCUUCAUCACCAACUUCACACACCAAGUAUUCCUUUGGUUCAGGAAGAUGAUCUCCAUGAACUUGUGGCCCCUUCUCUCUCUGUUCGCUGUUGUGUCAUUUAUCAUCGCUGUCUCAUCCAUCAGGGCCAUAAAUGUGCAGAUUGA
This is a messenger RNA of Hyla sarda, 1092 nucleotides long. RefSeq names its product taste receptor type 2 member 4-like. NCBI's taxonomy places the organism in Eukaryota, Metazoa, Chordata, Amphibia, Anura, Hylidae. The record is from RefSeq and is a predicted model, not a curated record. Gene Ontology annotation, molecular function: G protein-coupled receptor activity; bitter taste receptor activity. Gene Ontology annotation, biological process: detection of chemical stimulus involved in sensory perception of bitter taste; G protein-coupled receptor signaling pathway; sensory perception of taste. The coding region runs from base 1 to 1092 and encodes 363 amino acids. The transcript is spliced from 4 exons. Gene Ontology annotation, cellular component: membrane.